Molecule: messenger RNA, 1605 nt
Organism: Scheffersomyces amazonensis
Lineage: Eukaryota; Fungi; Ascomycota; Pichiomycetes; Serinales; Debaryomycetaceae
Gene: HGT16
Product: Hgt16p
Exons: 1
Coding region: 1-1605 (534 amino acids)
Biological process (GO): carbohydrate transport; transmembrane transport
Cellular component (GO): membrane
Molecular function (GO): carbohydrate:proton symporter activity
Source: RefSeq, a predicted model, not a curated record
AUGGUUCUUGUUGCUAUAACAGCUGCUUUUGCUGCAGUAAUUAUCGGGUAUGAUGCGGGUUUCAUUGGUGGAACUGUUGCUCUUGCUUCCUUUCAAGAAGAAUUUGGAAUUGAUAAAAUGACUGCUGAAAAGGCAUCUCUUAUUUCUGCUAAUAUUGUAUCUGUAUUUCAAGCAGGUGCAUUUUGGGGAGCAAUUUUCUUUUAUCCUGUUGGUGAAUUAAUAGGUAGAAAAGUAGGUUUAAUUAUUUCCGGAUUUUUCUUAGUAUUGGGGGCAGGUAUCUCCUUAGAAUCUAGUUCUUCUCAUCAUUUAGCAUCCAUCUAUGCUGGUAGAGUCUUAACUGGUAUUGGAGUGGGUGGUUGUUCUGGUCUUGCUCCAAUUUAUAUUUCCGAGAGUUCUCCAACAUUGAUUAGAGGAAAAUUGGUUGGAAUGUGGGAAAUUUCAUGGCAAGUUGGUGGAGUUGUUGGUUAUUGGAUUAAUUAUGGAGUUUUACAACAUAUCCCUUCAACAAGAGCUAAACAAUGGUUGAUUCCAUUUGCAAUUCAAUUGGUUCCUUCUGGUUUAUUCUUUUUUGGUACUUUCUUCAUUCCUGAAUCCCCUCGUUAUCUUGUAUUCAGAAAUAAAUUAGAUAAAGCAAAGACUAAUUUAUCAUUUUUGAGAAAUUUACCAGAAGAUGACCCUUAUCUUAAUCAUGAAUUUGGUAAUAUUGUUAGAGAUAUUGAAGUUCAUAAAGCAAAACUUGGAUCUGAUUCAUUCUUUGCACCAUUUAGAAAAGUGUUUUUCCAAAAGAAAAUUGUUGUUCGUUUACUUUUAUCGACUUCAUUAUUCGUAAUGCAGAAUGGUAGUGGUAUCAAUGCUAUUACUUAUUAUUCUCCAACUGUUUUUAAAUCUUUUGGUCUUGAUGGUACAAAUGCAGGUUUACAAUCUACUGGUAUUUUUGGUUUAUUGAAAGCUUUUGCGUCCUUGGUUUGGUUAUUUUACAUUGUUGAAAGGUUUGGCCGUAAAACAGCUUUGGUUUGGUGUUCACUUCCAUGUUCUAUCUGUAUGUGGUACAUUGGUGCUUACAUUAAAAUUGAUAAUCCGGCUGCAAGAGUUGCUGCAGGUGAUAUAAAACAAAACGCUGGUGGUAGAGCUGCUCAAGCAAUGCUUUAUAUUUGGACAAUCUUUUACGGUAUUAGUUGGAAUGGUACUCCAUGGGUCAUUAAUUCAGAAAUAUUCAGCCAAGAAAUAAGGACUUUAACUCAAGCAAUUAAUGCUUGUUCCAAUUGGUUCUGGGCUUUCGUAAUGGGAAGAUGGUCUGGUCAAGCUCUUAAUGCCAUUGGUUACAAGUUCUAUUUUAUUUUUGCUACUUGUAUGGUGGUUUUCCCUGUAAUUGUUUUCUUUUUGUAUCCUGAAACUAAGGGAGUCCCAUUAGAAGCUAUUGAUCACUUAUUCUUUAAGGUUCCUGCUUGGAAAUCAAGAGAAUAUGCUUUGGAACAAUAUAGAAUUGAAUAUGAAUCAAAAUUGGCUGAUUCAGCUGCUGCUCUUUUAUCUGGUAAAGAAAUUGAUAACGAAAAGUAUACUAUCAGUGAAGAAUCAGAUGUAGGAGUAGUUGAUAAAGGUCAAUAG